GAACCAUGUCAACCCAAAGCCCAGCACUACCAUCGUCCUCUUCUCCGCACCCGCGCCGUCGAACCCGCCUCCAGCCACCGAAGCGCGCCAGGCCGCCACUGACCCCGAAGGAAAUCCUCCCUCGUGGUCGUCAUCGUCCUUCUCUCUCCCCCCCCCCCCCAUCUACCGGGUAUUGGAUUGGCGUGGGGGUGGGGGUUGAUUUCUUCCGUUGACAUACCAUGAGUACAAGACUGCUGAAGGGCUUAAGCCUGAGGUGGCUCUUAGCGCAGCAAAGAAGCUCAGCUGAUUUUUACAGAAAUUCACAAGCAUGGAGCUCCACUGUAUCAUUUUCCGAUGUUGAUGAGAAGAAUGGCAUGGGUGGCGAAGGUGACGACGACUUUACAGGUCCUAGGAGGAAUAUAGAAUUCCGCGGCGUGUACCGGGCAAUCAUUUGUGGUAAAGUUGGACAAGCGCCUGUCCAGAAAAUAUUAAGAAAUGGGCAUACGGUAACUGUGUUUACUGUUGGGACAGGUGGCAUGUUUGACCAGAGGAUACUGGGUGCUGAGAACUUGCCAACGCCAGCUCAGUGGCAUCGGAUAGCUGUUCACAAUGAGCAGCUUGGUGCAUAUGCUGUUCAAAAGUUGGUCAAGAACUCUUCAGUUUAUGUUGAGGGUGAUAUUGAGACUAGAGUCUACAAUGACAGAAUCAAUGAUCAAGUGAAAAACAUACCAGAAAUCUGUGUGCGACGCAAUGGCAGGAUUAAAUUGAUACAAUCUGGGGAAAGUGAUGUCAGCAAAUCAUUGGAUGAGCUAAGGGAAGGACUUUUCUAGUUGCAAUGCGAUGGACUAUAGGCAAGACGAUGAAGAGUUGGUCCAGUGAUGUGCUGGACUUGCUCCUCGUGGAACAAGAUGUGGAAGUGAUUCUAUCAGGUUUAGCAGCAUUGUGUCUAGGAGUGAAGGUUUGCAUGUCCUUGCAGAUCAAAGCAGUCUGCUUCUUUCCUUUUGUUUUUUCAGUUCAGCUGCUAGGAUGGUCAUAUGGAUGUUGAAAUAAAUUUGUGGUGUCAUCUGAGCUAAUAUGGAGAGUGGAACCAUUUCACGCUAUCAAUCCGAUUAUAUUUAGCCGA
Molecule: messenger RNA, 1102 nt
Organism: Phragmites australis (common reed)
Lineage: Eukaryota; Viridiplantae; Streptophyta; Magnoliopsida; Poales; Poaceae
Product: single-stranded DNA-binding protein, mitochondrial-like
Exons: 7
Coding region: 219-809 (196 amino acids)
Biological process (GO): mitochondrial DNA replication; positive regulation of helicase activity
Cellular component (GO): mitochondrial nucleoid
Molecular function (GO): single-stranded DNA binding
Source: RefSeq, a predicted model, not a curated record